CCCAGCGGAGUGCGCAGGCGCGGGAGCCCGGGCAGCUCUCGGGAGCAAGUAGGGAGGAAGCUCGGGCUCUGCUGGGGGAGGAGGAUGAUGACUGCAGCCGCAGCCGCAGGGGAAGGGGCGCACAGCCCCAGCCCCGCCGCGGUGUCUCUCGGCUUGAGCGUGGCGGUGGUUUCCAGCCUGGUGAACGGAUCCACUUUCGUGCUGCAGAAGAAAGGCAUCGUGAGGGCAAAGAGACGAGGUACUUCUUAUUUAACAGACAUAGUUUGGUGGUCUGGAACAAUUGCAAUGGCUCUUGGUCAGAUUGGAAAUUUCUUAGCUUAUACAGCAGUUCCUACUGUGCUGGUCACUCCCCUGGGUGCUCUUGGUGUUCCAUUUGGGUCUAUUUUAGCUUCUUACCUUCUGAAAGAAAAACUGAACAUCUUGGGCAAGUUGGGAUGUUUGCUAAGUUGCGCUGGUUCUGUUGUUCUUAUCAUUCAUUCCCCGAAAUCUGAGAGCGUAACAACUCAGGCUGAGCUGGAAGAGAAACUUACAAAUCCAGUGUUUGUUGGCUACCUGUGCAUAGUGCUCCUCAUGCUGCUGCUUCUCAUCUUUUGGAUAGCACCAGCCCAUGGACCUACCAAUAUCAUGGUGUACAUCAGUAUUUGCUCAUUGUUGGGGAGUUUCACUGUGCCAAGCACUAAAGGAAUUGGGCUAGCUGCUCAAGAUAUCUUUCAUAAUAAUCCUUCAAGUCAAAGAGCCCUAUACCUUUGUCUGGUCCUUUUAGCUGUACUUGGCUGUAGUAUCAUCAUUCAAUUUCGCUAUAUUAAUAAGGCACUCGAGUGCUUUGAUUCAUCUGUAUUUGGUGCCAUCUAUUAUGUCGUAUUCACCACUUUGGUCUUGUUGGCCUCAGCAAUUCUUUUUCGGGAAUGGAGUAAUGUAGGACUGGUAGAUUUCUUGGGAAUGGCAUGUGGAUUCACUACUGUUUCCAUUGGUAUUGUCCUUAUACAAGUCUUCAAAGAGUUCAAUUUCAACCUUGGGGAGAUGAAUAAACCUAACAUGAAAACUGAUUAAAAUACAUUUAUGGGUAUUGGGUGGCUCAGGGAACCAGUAGUGGGAUAUGGUUACUGGUCUGAAUUUGACCUAGGUUUGUGGAGACCAAAAUGUGUAAACAUCUCAGAUGUUUGAGUUGUUGGUGGAAUUAGUUGGUGGCCUCUGUCAAAUUCCUAGUGAACAAAUGUCCAUAUCCCUAAAAUCACCACUACAUAUGGCAUUCAUCAGCACUUUCAGUGGCUAUCAUCAGCAGAAGGGCCAAGAGUUGAAACAGCAUAGAGACUGAUGCACUGCCUCCCCUGAAAAUUAAAUCCCUCCCAAAAUGUCUGAGGUUUCUCAUUCAGCAUUGUGGAAUGGCAGUUGAGGCAUCACACUGUCGACUAGUCUUCUGUUUCUCAUUGUCAUUAACCAGGAAGCUUUCAAGAAUGUCAUUUCCUUAAAAAAAGUUUAAAAGCCAAUUUAAAUAGAAAAAAAAGAGACGGUGCUCCCUUUUCUUCUUACAAUGCUAAAUGUUCUCAUUUGUUAGAUACUUACAUUAGAAAAGGAUAUAAAAUGUUAAUUGGACCGUAGGCUUGAAAUCCAACAGUUUAGUGACCACUUUUACAUUUGUCUUUCUGGAUUAUGUACAUGUCUUUGACAUAAAAUUCAGGUAUUUAUUCAAAUAAAAGAUAACCGCUAAAAAUAAUUAAAAAUCUUCUUUUUAAAAAGUAGGUCUCCAAGAUCAGUUAAUGGCAAAACAUGGGGAGGGAAGAGGCAAAGAAAAGAAGUAAAGAAAUUAUGAGAAAAGAAAUAAAGCAAUUAUGUACUGGUUUGUUUGCAAAAAGAAUUUAAAUAUUUCAGUGCCUUUGCCUUUUAAAAAUACCCCUUAAUUUGAUUGAGCUAAUGAAAAAAUAACUUCUUUUUUUAAAAAAAUAACUUAUUACAUAAACUAAAACAACAUAGUCUCUUUGGAUGUUCUCAGAUUCUAAGUGCAUGUCAUCAAAAAAAAAAAAGCAAUAUGUGUCUGGGAAGGUAGUCAAGGCUAAGACCACUUCAAAGCUAUUUGGAUUUCUUUAGUAUGUAGCUAUCAUCAGACUAAAAACAACUAGGUAUGUAUGGACAUCUCCUUUUGCAUUUCAGCCUAUGUAAUGAAUGUUCCAAAUUCCAGCCUUAAGUUUUUUGAUUCUGUAGGUUAAUGAUUUCCUUCAGGAAGAAAUGUGUAUCUUGACUAAAUGGCUUUUCAAAAAUAACUCCUUAUUCGCUUGACUCUAAUGCUUUCAAAAGAGAGAGAAAACUGUGAACUACCACAGAGAUUGAGUUACCUGAAACAAAGAACUCUAGGAGAAAGACAAAAGAUAAAAUAAAUUAGGAAAGAAGCUGGUUUAUAAAAGAACAUUUGCAACAAAAAUUUUCUAAAGAGUUCAUAGCAAGCACUGAUGACCACAGCUGAGUGGGUUUGUUGUCCAGUAUGGCAGAACAUUCUUAUUCUUCUGACUUUUCAUUCAUUAGACUUUGCAAAUAAGCACUUCAUUGUACCAGUGUACUGAUUAUGAUUACUAUUCUGUACUUAGUAAUGCUAAAUUAAAUAAGACCAAAACAUUAAGUGACAGAAAUCCCAGCAAAAUGUCACUUAUAUCAUUGUCUGACAUUUUAAUGGAACAAAGAUAUGUGCAAAAUGGAAAGUUAGAAUAAAGAAAAGUGGCUAUUAUUAACUUCUGGCUGCAGGGACUCUUACUAAGGCAAAACCAAUGGCUCCUAAAAAGAGUCAGUUACCUGUAAAUGGUGAAAAACAAAGAAAUUCAAAAAUGUCAGCUGAAAAGUUCAGCUAUGAAAUUGUAGGGAACUUGAUGCAGAGAGAAUAAAUAAAAUUAGACUACUAUUUAGUAUAAAGAAAAAAUUAUUAAGAUAGGAGCUACAUUUUAUGGAAGUAAUUUGUGAGUAAAGACACAAAAUACUGUGAUGGGUCUUUUAAAAGUUACAAACCUUAUUUUGUUGUUGUUAACUGACCUACCAUAAAUGCUCAAUUUCUAUUAAGGGAUAUUUUAUUUAACUUUUAGGAGAUAGUGAUUUAGCACAAACUAUUUAGCAAUGCAAUCAAUGAUUUCACGUGUUCAAUUUUCAGAACAGGUCAUAUUGGCAAUAUUUUCACUGCUGUGAAUAUUUUACCAUUAUGGUACAACCAUAAAUUGAGGGUGAUUUUCAUGUAUGGCAUAGAAAUCCUUUGUUCUUUGUUAAGCCUGGUAUCUGAGGAAUGAAGAAGCUUUUAAAAUUUAGUGUAAUUUAUCAUAUUUUACUCCAGAACUAUAAAUAUCAUGAGUGUUUAGGAAUGACAGUUCGAAUAUCAUUUCCUGAGAUUUUGUGCAAGACUGAAUGUCAAAAUAAAAAUAGAGUAUUUGAAGUUUUCCCCAAACAGCUACCUAUAUUUAGAUACUAAACUAAUUCUAAGCAGACUCCCCACAUUCCCCAGAAAUAUCCCUGAUCCAGAGAGGGUUUAAACACUGGUUUUUACUAAAAGUAUCUUAUCAGCAUAGACCUACUCCUACUUGGCCAAAUCAUAUAAAGUUAAUUUGACUAGUCCUUUAGAAAUACUAUCAAGUUAAAAAAAACCUAUCAGGUGAUCUUGAAGCUUAGCACAGAGCAAAUAACAUCCGAUUUCUAGCAGUCUUCUAUAUGUUGUUAAUUUUAAAUUAAUUUAGAAAUAGAAUGGGAAAAUGGAUAGAAUCAUAUUUUAAAUUUAAUUAAAACUUGCGGAGUACAUAAAGGAAAAUAAGGCAGUUCUCAGAGUUGAGCCUUUCCAGAAGCAGAUGAAAAUAGCAUCAUUUCAAUACCUUCUCUUUUAUUAUCAUUUGGGAAAAAAACAGUAUAAUUUUUAAAAUGUAGCUUCAAAGUCAAAUAAAUUCAACAAGUAUUUAUUAAGC
This is a messenger RNA of Phascolarctos cinereus (koala), 3926 nucleotides long. It is a transcript of the gene NIPA1, whose product is annotated as NIPA magnesium transporter 1. The record is from RefSeq and is a predicted model, not a curated record. Gene Ontology annotation, molecular function: magnesium ion transmembrane transporter activity. Gene Ontology annotation, cellular component: membrane. Gene Ontology annotation, biological process: magnesium ion transport. Lineage: Eukaryota; Metazoa; Chordata; Mammalia; Diprotodontia; Phascolarctidae.